Amoebophrya sp. A25 is the source of this 8775-nucleotide messenger RNA. The record is from the annotation of a GenBank genome assembly. NCBI's taxonomy places the organism in Eukaryota, Dinophyceae, Syndiniales, Amoebophryaceae.
CCCACCGACACCAACAGUGACGAGAUGUCUCAAACUUCAAUUUGUAGGAGGAGCCAAGAGCAAGAAUAGCACGAAAAAGUAGUGGAACUGGUCAGCACAUCUUCAUCAUGAUCAUCAAAAAGAAAAUAUAUUAAAAUAUAGAUUGUGCUGCUGGAGGUCGUCGUGAGGUAAUCAUGAUCGCCUCCUCCACUCACUCUCAUCUUGGAGGACGUGGAGGCCUUUCACCCUCCGCCUCCUCGCCGUCAUCCAGACGUGGGAGUCCGACCAGGCGGCAACUGCAGGCUCAGAGAAGCCACGACCUGAAUGGGAACGCGGCGAAUGUUGUUCCUUCGCCAUCCCUGGCCGAGCUUCUACAGAAUCACGAUGCAGCUGCUAAUAACUACAUCAAUGUUGAACAUCAACUUAGAGCGGCAAGUGCGAAUCCACCUGCUUCUAAAAUAUACCCUCAAGUUCUUACAACACAUACAACCUUACACCAUUAUAUGUCUUCACCCGUUGACAUAGACCCGACUUAUGGUGGCGCGCUUCCCUUACAAAAUCCAGGAGAGCGGAAAAAGAGUCCUUUGUAUCCUAUGCGAACGAGUCAGAGUCUUCCAGCUAGUACUACGCCGUCUACUGUUAUAGUCCCUCCUGCUAAAAAAAGUACAAGAACAACAACAACAACUACAACAGAAGCAACUGUGUCUGCAGCAAGUGUAAGUCCAACCACGACAGGGGCUUCAAGAGGUGGCGUUGCUGGUGGACGAGCGCAUCAACACGGCCCGAGGAAUCCGUACUUAGCGACUUCUUCGGGUCCACAGAUAACUGCUACUGCAGGCGGAAGUAGUAUUGCGUCUGCAACUGCAAGCAAUGAUGUAGUAGAAGUAACCAGCACAACUACUGCAGCGAGUACGACGUCAGGCACAGGCACAGGAGGACCUACAGCUCAUCAAGAUGGUAAUCUGGCGCCUAGGUUCGUUUCUCCAUUCGUCCAAGAAAGUAUAGCUGCACAAGAGAGGCGUAGCAGACACCACUCUUCGACUUGUUUGGAGCCUAUCAAUGAGUAUGAGGAAAUAGUUCCUCCAUCUGGAGGGAGUGGAGCAAUUAUAGUAGAAGAGGUUCAGGACCAGCAGAGCGUUAGCGUUAGGGCUAGCGGGACAGAAGUACAAGGACAAGUUGUCGAAGCAGCUCAACAGUCGGGGGUGCUGGAGGCUUCACGAGUCGUGAGGACAAAAGAGCUUCACCUUCAAGAUCAAAGUAGCGCAGGAGAACCGGAGUCGUGCACCGCUGCAGCCGCAGGAGAACCUCCUACCGCUUCCGUAAAGGCAUCAGAAAUACAACCUGCUCGUGCCCGACCUCCUCCCACAGUAUUCGCGCCAAGACCUCCUGGUGCGCCAAGCCAUAACAUGAUCAGUACAACGACUGCUUCUAACACCACUAGUAGUAGUACAAGUCAUAAUUAUACUAGAAGCACAACUAGUACUAGUACAAGCACUUCGAACACUACUAGUAGUAGCAGCAUAUUGAAACACAAAGCUGCAUCUUUGUUCUCUGUCGCUGUUAUCAAGAGCGACACUUACGAUCUCAGUUCACCGGAUAAAUGCAUAAUAUCCCCAGAGAAGCUACCGAUGAUAUUUGACCGAGCAGCUGUCUACUCGUUGGAAGAACAGCAUGAGCUUGAGGGAUCGUCUCAUCUUCAAAGAGAUCAUAAGACGGAUGAAGUUGCAACGUCAAUUAGCAGUUGUGCUGCUCCUAGUAGUGGUGACCACCAGCAUCAAGACAUAACGCCAACGAAUAAUACAUCCUCCUCGAAAAACCGCCAUAAUGCAUUUCUACGUGCGUUAGAAGAUUCGGCUACGCUCCUUCCAGAAGCCUCACAUCAUAAAGAUUCAUCUUGGUCUUCCAGUACAACUAGCACCGAUCAUGUAGUUGCCAGCAGUAGUAGUACAACUGCCGUUUCAUCCUCAAGAUCGUCAUCCUCACCAAACAAGGGUAGACUGCGAAUAAGAGGAAGCAGCUCUGAAAAUCCGGAACUGACAACGACUGGUGCUGGCCUAGGCCUUGAUGGAGGUAGCGUUGCAGGUGCAGCUGGCGGGGCCACUGCGUCAGGGGAGGACAAGGUACUCCACUACUACUACUUAUCAGGAUGAUGAUUCUCAUAGAUGAUUGGAUAUGGGUUUAGUAGAUGCUAGAAGACCGAAAGAAAACCAAAAUUUUUGUCGUCAAAAAAUCGACCCGACGACCUCAAACAAUCCAACUUCUACCAGACUUUGGUAAAUCUUUCCACUGCUGUUGCUGCGCCACAGCCGCCUGCACGUACACCACUGUAUACGAUCGACGAUGACGAAAUUAUCUUGGUGGACAAUCGUAUUAACAAGAAAGGGAGCAAUGGCUAUCCCAAACCUCGUCCUGCUGAAGGUUAUGCGGCAGCUGAAGCUGUCGUGUCUCGAGAUGAUAUAAUUGUGCAAGCAAGGUCUUCAAAGAGCAGAACGCUUCCCGCAAAGAAUCCUCAGCUAGCAGAGGACCAGAGCAGUGCUAGAGCAGCGUCUACGUCUGCCAAUGCUAGUACUGCCGCAGCCUCGUCUUCAUCGUCCUCUGGGGAAGAAGAAGCAAUAUUAACAAGAACAAGUGGAGGUGGGCCAAACCAGCAUACGCAUAAUCCAGUUCUAGAGGACCACGACAAGCACAGGAAUAUAUUGCGCUUCGCAGGACAAAGAGGUGUGGAUGCUGAUCAGCAUGCGAUAGACAGUGCGUCAUCUUCCACCUCUAGUAGUGCGGUAAGCACGGGCAGAUGUCCCCCUGCGAUUCUGUUUACAUCGUCGCCGAAGAAGGGUGCUGCACCGCCUCCACAAUAUCUAGGGAGUGAUCACACAGCGGUGUUAUUAGUUGAAGAUCAUGGUGGGAAGGCAGAAGCUGCCUCAUUUAGUGGGACGAGUGCUGAGCGAAGUACAACCAAAGAAGCGAAGUGGGAAGUGAGAGACGAGGCAGCGUCAGUCCCUGAGUCACACACAGUACCAGCAGAGGCUGCACCAGAACAGAGUCAUCAACAUGAUCAGCAAGGGACUACUACUUCGACUUUCUCAUCUUCUGUACUCAUCUCCUCAAAGAAAACAGUACCAGAACAAGUUGUAGGUCCUAACGGCGUUGAGAUCAUCCCAAUGGGUCCUCGGAAACAAUUCCCAGCUGCAAGGACUACACCUGCAGUACCACCUGGUUACACCUCAGCUCCAAUGACAUCCUCUUCUUUAGGUGGAUGUACAUCUUCUUCAAGCACCAACACAGUCGAGAAGAUGCGAGGGAACCAAAACUUCAGGAAGAUCUUGGAGCAAAUUGAGUCAACACAAAUGCGACUGAGUGAGAAACUCGCAAAUGCCAUGGCGUUUGAUGUAGAUGUCGAUACGAAGAAAGAAGAUUCAAAUCUAGUUGCACAACGAGCAGAAGUAGUAGGGUCUUCUCCUGUACAAGAAGACGAGGUAGAAGAAGAGCAACAUGAAAUAAACCUCAACAUGGAGGAACAUUAUCCUGAACAGGAGGACAUAGUGCCUGACGUGCCCGACGAAGGAGAUGAGAUUUUUACUCCCGAAGACGAAGCACCGGAACUGGAAGCUCCAGAAACCGAAGUAGCUCCAGAAACUGAAGUGAUUUUGUCGCCAUCGACGCCUCCUCUGGGUCCACGACCUGCUACGAGUGGAUUUAAGGGUAGGUUAAAGGUGCUUUUCUUACCGCUUUUUAUGCCUCUCCUAAGGGAGAAAGGCAUAACAAGCGGGGUAAGCGAGCACCAAAAACCUACCUCUAAUGGAUUUUAUCACAGUCACACUAUGAAUAGCAGCUAUAAUAGAAGUCCUCCUUCAGUAACAAGAAGUGAUGAGGAAGAACCGAUGACGCCCCCACUGACGAGAGAGACCACAGUAGUCCCAAAGAUCGCUGGAUUUGAGAGGGUUUCGAGUCGGGGAACAGUUUCGCCGCAGAAGAAGAAAGUGGCUCCAACGACAGCUCCAGUAUUGAAACAGAGGCUACAAAUCAAGACCUCAGCUGUGGGUGUUAAUGCAGCUUCUUCAUCUUCGGCAGUUGUUGUAAGUAGAGGCAGCUCAUCUUCUGCAGCAGCCAGAAGUUCAUCAUCCUCUGCUAAUAUAACUAGUCUAGAUCAGCACGCUUGUGCUUCAUCAACAUCAUCUGCCGUUACUUCAGAAGCUCGCAAUUCACUCGAAGACGUGAAGAAAGCCGUGGCUGCCGCCAAAAGCAGUUUGAAAGCGAAGAAACUAGUAGCUCCGUCAUUCAACAUCAAAAUAGGGACACCAUUAGCUGCGGGUGGGUCGUCUCCCAAUGUACAACAAGGACGAUCGGUAAGCAGUCCGCCGAAGGCAAAACGUGGGACAUCAAACCCGGCGUCCUCGAAUGCAACAUCUUCGACCUCUGGAGGUGCUGCGGGUGGCCCCACAGCCUGUCAACUACCACCGCGUGCUCCUAGUUUACCGUCUUCAUCUAGUUCAACAGCACGCAGCACUCUGGAACCGGCUUUUCCUGGAAAAGCCGGUUCCAGAGAUACGUCACCUCUCAAGAACAAGCAACCUACUCUGCAUGUUCCUCGACCAACUACAGCAAAUCUCCAUCAAUACAACAUCAAUACUGAUGUCACUCCGACUAGCAGCACCCCCUUACUCGCUUCUCCCUCACCGAUUGCGCCCAUGGUGAACCUCUCCUCAGCCGCUCUCCUCCUGACUCCACAGCCGCCGCAACAUCCCAACUCUUCGUUUCUACAGUCCGUUGCGGAGGGGGAUGAAGAGGAGCAAGAGGAUAUUAGAGAUAGAGAACAGCAUAUUAUCGCUCAGGAUGACGACGACCACGAUGUUGUCAAUGCUCUAGAAUUCUCAGAGAAUAAGAAACAAGCAGCUCCAAGUGCGAUUUCGCCAGCGAAGAGGCAGAAACUCAGAGAACAGGUUGUCCGUCGAAGGCGGGUCGGUAGUAGAAGUCCUUCUCCUACUAGGAAAAUAUCCAAUUUCGGAGUCAACAAACGGCGAGGGCUAGCACAAGUAGGGUCAUCCAUUGCUGCUCAAGAAGCGAGGCAGAGUAAAGGGUCCGCAACUGGAGAGGCGCCACGAGGACCAGCACCGAUACCGCAUCAAGAAAUGUUGGCACCUCCUUCUGCCGGUAUAGGUAAAGAACACGGGAAUCCUCAUGCUGGUCCCUCUUUCCAUCCGAAUUCUCGUGUCAAGACGCCGACGACCACGACGCCUUUUGCUGGAGGACGCGCAGCGCCGCCAGUGACUCCAGCUUUGCAGUACUCCUCGCCAAAAAUCAGUGCUUUGCCAAUUGGAGGACCACCAUUGCCUGCAACUGUUGUUCGUAGACAUUCUCCAGGAGUAGGAGUUGCGGGUGCAGUAGUAGGAGUAGGAGUAGGUACAACUUCUACAAGAACAACUCUACGAGAAGGUGGUGGUACGAUUUCACCAGGAGGCCCAUCUCUAAGACCACCGUCAGGUUACCACGGUCAUUUUAUGACUCCUAGCGUAGUUACGCACCAGUCCAGAACCAGUCCAGUAUUCACGAUGACCACUCCAGGGACAGGGUAUCCUCCGCCCUCUCGAGCGUCUCUUCCAGCGCGCAAUUAUUCCUCGAGCAAAACGAACAGUACAUUGCUGUCAAACAGUGCAGGAGGAACUAGAGCAAGAGCAUCAUCUACGUCAGGUCGGGAGACUGGACCUGUAGGAGAAGGAACUACAGGAAUAGGACCAACAACACCAAAAACUACAACGCUCAGACCAUCGCCAGUCAAGUCUCCUGACCUAGCACAGCAGGUUUCUUCGUUGUUUCGACCUGCUCACCGAAAUAAAGCCUCAACAACUACAGAGGUGUUCAACCGUCUAGCUCGAGCGACUGUGAGUUCAACGCACAAGAGAAGUGAGUCUUUGACCAGCAACGACGACGAGCCGCCUCCUUCUAGGACUAAUUCGAGUUUGUUCAAGAGCAAAUUGGAGCACAGUGUUCGAAGCCGUUCAACCAGUCGACAGCGAGUCUCUACGACUCUGAAAAUACAUGACCAGCAUCAAGCGCCGUUGUACAGUAGUUCAACACAUGAUCAGCUGCCACAAAGGAAGAAAUCUGGCGCCGCACCACCACGAACGGUAGGGAGUACACGCGCAUCGAUCCUGCGACAGGAAGCGACCAGAGUAAGAAGCUUAAGCGCAUCGAGGGGAGGUGGCAGAGAAUCCUCGUUGCCACGAAACAAAGGAGUCGAGAAUAUUAAUAAUGGAGGAAGCAAAAAGAAAAUGUCAUCAGCAUCCAGAUCCACCACAUCAAUUUCUAGCUCUACGUCUCACAGGAUCCCUGCUCCCCGAUCCCCUGAUAUUCAAAUCCGUUUACACCCACCACGCGAAAUCGCUCUGGUUCCGCCUCAGAAUGAGGAAAUAACUCAGGAGCCACACGAAGAUGAACCUCCACCACUAGGAAGCCCAGCAGCACCAUCUUCACCUAGUUCAUCUGGUACAGGCGCCACAAGAACUACUACCAGUGUCAAGACCACUAGUUGUACUUCCGCAACAAGUCGUUUUCCAAAUGCGAAGUUCUUAACUCCGGAUUUAGUGGGGAACAAUUCAAGUAUCUACGCUGAUCCACUACCAAGACAUGCGUACUUGCGACGAAGCACAGCUGCACCGCCACCAGCCGCGCGCAGUCGGAGGGCGACAGAAGCUGCAAGUCUAGUCGCUCCUGCUGCUGUUCCGGGAACUCCAGGACCUGAACGUGGUGGCGGGAACAAAAUCUCAUCUAGCUCUAGUACUAGUGCAGGACGUUCUAGUACAGCUGGUGGAGCUUCAUCCUCAUCCUCUUCAGGACGCGCUGGAGGUGGUUCAUCCUCCUCAUCCUCCGCAGCAUCUUCCACAAGCAGUAGCAAAAACACCCGUACCUCUAGUACAGUCCCAUCAUCGCCAAGCGUUGGGCCAAGAGCCUCACAGCAGAAGCAAAGGAGGCACACUGCUGUACCAAAGAAAGCGAGACCAGGUAAUCACUUUGGAGGUGGAACCAAGAAGUCGCCAGUGGCGGAGCAAGUGAAGUCAUCUAGUGGAAAACUUCUAAAUGACGUUGUAUCAAGCGGAGGAAGCGGCGCCGGCGGCGGUCCCGCUCCUGCAGACGCAACCGCAGUCUCAUCAAUCGCGGCAAACUCUGUUGUGAAGAACAGAGUCGUGAACUACACGACAACUACAUCAAGCGCGCAGGAGUCAACUACUAGAACAGCAUCUACACAUCACACAUCCGUACAGAAGUAUAUCUCGCCUUCCCGGGUGCGGUUGUUCGAGCAGCCAUCUUCGGGUGUUCCACCUAAUAUGCUCUUCUACGGCGGCGGAGGGAGGCCGUCCUUCACCACGACUAGACCUGGAAGCACGACUUCCACGGCGACAACUACUGUUUACAACACCCAGUACCAAUAUCACCAACCUCGUCUGUCUAUCGUCUCAAUGAAUCAGGCAAGGAAUUAUGCACCCUCCAGCAUCAACAUGUCCUCGACAUAUGUGGCGGGGACUAGAAGUACUUCCGGCGCCCCCGUUGGCGCACCAAAACCAAUCCGCAAUAAAGGUCCUGUUGUUACUUCGGUCGUGUCUAUGCGUCCAUCUUCGGGUGACAACGUGCCAGCAAGAAGCCUGUCGCCACCAAAACAAGUCAUGUUCGAUCAACCUAUUGCGGUGGAAGUGGAGAUACCACAGACGGACAGCGGUUCAUCUCACCUACGCGAGGAUGGUUCUCAGCAACGACCCCGUGUGCUGUCUACUGUGUCAUCGGCGUCUGUCCUGUCGACCGCAUCCGGUGGCAGUGUCUUCGCGGCAACAUCUGCAGCACCAUCCAGCACGACUCCUGUGCCACCACCACCUCAACUGAACAGCAUGGCGGCCACAACCCCCUGGCCUAAGAGACUUCAAAACAUGCAGAUCAAAGGUGCGCCAAGCGUGCAGAUCAAACCUGCACCGCCGCCUCCAGGGACCUUGGAGUAUGCUAGACAGAACUCGAAACAGUUACAGAUGUUUCGAAAUGGAGGAUUCGUUUCGAGAAUGCCGAUGUAGGCUACAGGUUUGGGACGCGUCGAUGAGCACCAGGUAAUUAUAGAUGUUGAAGCUAUAGUAGUUAAGGCUAGAAGAAAUCCAUCUUCACAGGCAUCCUGAGACCGUUUUCAAGGGGAGAAAGGUCCUCGGAUGCGUCUCAAGAUGGAUUUCUCUUAGUUCUAAAGUAGAUAGUAGCAAUCUAGUAGUCGGCUUGUAGAAUGAUACAGUGAGACUCUACUGUAGGCGUAAGGAACAGGAAGGAAUCAGAACAAGAUCGACGUCGUCUCUUAUAGGUUUAAGCCUUAAUAGAUAUAUACCUCCUUCACAGAUACGGUACCAGUGCCCUCGAGCUCCAGUUCCACAGAUGAUCUCCACGCUGAUCGAGCCGAGAGUCGUGAUGGCUGUUGGCAUAAAUAUCUUCCGCUGCAUGAAUAUCGAAGAGCACAAAGACAACUUGCACAGUUUUUUUUGUACCUCAGACUUCUCAGAAGGAUCAUGGAUCAAUGAAACAAAAUCAAAAACAACAUUUCCACUGGAGAUUCAACCUUUGAAAGCGCAAAUACUUAAACCUAGCCUAGUGGUACUUAAAUCUAAAUAAUCAACAUUCAUUGUACGUAAAAUAGCAAAAGCAAAGAUUCCCUUAUCGUUAUCUAACCCGAGAUUUUGACUUACUGACAACGCGUCAUGAACAUUUUCAGUCAUUUUUGACUCCUGACUUUUUUUGUUGAAUCCUUUCAUCGCAACCAUAAAAUGCACCGAUUUCUUC